CACGAUGUUGUUUGUGCAUGUUUUCUUCUCAAGAAGAGGUUGGUGUAGACCUAGCCUAGGCUAGUACGGAUUAUCUCAGCACGUUUAGCAUUUAAACACACAAAGGAAAAUGGCUGAAGGAGGCAACGGAGCUGCGUCAGAAGGAAUUUCAGGUUUAGACAGUUUCUUUGUGAAGCAACGCAGGGAUUUAAUGUAUGAAAUUAGGAAGUUAAAAUAUGGCGAUAAACCUGUUACCGAAGGCGAGAGCAAAGAGAAGAUAGAGAAGUUCUUCGUGAAAUGUCUACAGUCUGAUGAAUACCCUGAUGAAAGUACAAGCAGACCAGAGAAUGUUUUGCUUGAUAUUGGAGACUUGUUCGAGUCUCGGCCUGUAUCAAAUUUACUCCGAAGUAUGCAAUUCAGAGAAGAGUUAGAGGGUGUUGUACGUGGGACCGUCAACCGGCAAGAGCAGGAAAUGGAGCGUGCUCAGAGACUUCGAGUAGCAGGCUUAGCCAUGGCAGCUGCAGCAGCAGAACAUUUCUCCCCUGUCGAAACAUUAAGCGAGGCAUCAGCUAGUAUAAGUUCACAGCCCUCUGUGGAUUCAAGGUUGGGAUUUAUUCCCCCUCCCCCACCUUUUAUGCCGAACAAUACACCGCAAACAGGACAACCGUUUCCAUCACCAAAUCCUUUUGGGACCUCAAAUGGCUUUGCAGCUCAAAAUAUAGGAUCAACACAACAGAACCAGUUUGCUGCUUGGCAACAGUUUCAAAUGCAACAGUUUUUACAAUGGCAACAGUUGCAACAGCCACACCAGCAAUGGCAACAGCCACAUCAACCAUGGCAACAACCAUGGCAACAACCACAGCAACAACCACAGCAACUACGAGGCAACAGACCAGCCAGUCAGCAGCAGCCAAAUUCACUGCCACAACCACCGCUUGCUUCAGGUGUCCUCUCUCAAAGGCCAUGGUUAACAAGACGGGAAAACCCUCAGAAUAUGAAUCAGCCACCGGUCGUGAAUUUGGACCAGAACCGGCGAGAAGAAUUCAUCGCAGACAUUAGCGAUCUAGUCCAACAACAAUUGGUCUCAUCCACACUUGAAAGCAACUUCCGAGGAAGGCUGGAAUAUUUACUAGGCGAUCGAUUGACCAGUGCUGGAUUUGACGGUCAGCGUGUUUCUGAGUUUGUGCAAUCACUACGGCCAACACGGAGAAUUCUGCGCAAUGAUUUCCGCCAUUUGGGCAUCAAUGCUCCACGCCCUCAAGAUAAUCGCCAGUCUCGGGAAGAAACGACAUUACCUAGCCUGGAAUUUGAGUCCUUGAGAAGACAGAUGGACGAGUUGAAGAAUAUGGUGCAGUUGACCUUUGACCUGCAAAUGGACAUGCAACGAGCAAUACGUCAGGAGGUGGCAGCUGCAUUGACCGGUCAUUCAGGGCCUGGAACUUUGCCCCAGAAUGCUACUCAGCCAGCCAAUGAGGGACACUGUCUCAUCUGUUUGGAGAAGUCAAUAGAUUCGGUCCUGUAUCAAUGCGGCCAUAUGUGUGUCUGUUUAUGUUGCGGUCUGAAGUUAAAGUCACAAGGUAACAAUUGUCCAAUGUGUCGUGCUCCUAUCCGCGAUGUUAUCCGCGCUUAUCGUUGCCAUGAUGAGUAGAGGAAAAAGAAGUGUGGCAGGGAGUAAAGGGCGGGCAGGGGAGCUGGAGUUUGGGAAAUGGACCGGGAGAUAAAGAGAAAAAUAAGUGGGAGGCCAGGAAAUGUAAAUAGGUGGACAAGAAACACAAAUAACUAGAAACGGUAAAGCAGUGUUGGGAUAAUUUUGAGAGAAGGAAAUUUCAAUAAUAGGGAGAACCAAGUUCAUAAUAUAAUUAACCAUGACUACAAACAAAUUAACAUACAUAAAAGUAGAAAAACGAAAACAGUUUGAUUAAGAAAGAGUUCUUGAGGGAACUUUGGUAUAGGCUCUUUCAAGGAUUAUUAUUGUUUUUGUUAUAAUAUUUCAUUUUAAAGUGCAACCCACCACGUACCAUUCUGUCAUGGAUUAAACGUCCUUGAUUCUGAAGAUUGUUAAAAAGCAAUAUUAUUUACAAUGUGAGAAAUUCCUUCUGUUGCCCAUUAAAAAAAUUAAUUGACAAAGAUAAUUAUACAAAAGAAGGAAAACCUUCAGAUUACAAAAUUAGAUAUAAGUAUGUAACCUUCAGUUUUUAAGGGAAUGGAGUGAAAAAUACAUAGUUAUUAUUACUCUAUUUUUUAUUUGAAUAUUUUUACCAUCAUUUUAAUAUUAGUUUAUUCUUAAUAAUAGCAUGGACAUCACUAACUGCUGCGUUUGAACUAAUGGAAAUUACAUAUCUGAGUUGCAAUUAUUUUGAAAGCUAUAAUAAAGAAAAUAAUAUGUAACAAAAUUUUAUGUGGUCUAUUAAUUGUAUUUUUAUUUCAUAUUGUAAUUGUAUCAUUGAGAGCUUACAAAAUGGAACAAUUCAUCUCCGAUAUGUAACAUAAUUUGUUGCUGUUUGAUCGCUGCUAUUGUUUAUAUCAUUAGAUUUCUUUCAAAAAAAUAAUUCAGAUACAUUUUGAAAUAUCUUUUUAAAAACUUUUUGGUGAUCCUAAAAUAUGAAAUGUAUUAAUUUCAUCAUAACCAGGCAGUAACUUGAGGAUGCUAAUAGAGUAUCAGCUUAAAAAUAAAACAUUUUUGCAAGUUUAAAAAAUGUAAUUUCUUGUUUUGGAAUCAUCAAAUAUGAUUGAAGAACAUCUUUGGCUAUAUUGAACUGGUACGUUUCAUAAAGAAUUACUUUAAUUCAGUUGGUGUAUGAAGUAGACUUUUUUGAUAACAUAAGUCUGAGUUAAUUAAUUUGAAAAAUUUCCAUGUGAUCAAAUCAGGGUACGUAGGCAACCAUAGUUACGUUGAAUGUUUUCACUCGUUUUCCUUUCGUGUGGACAUUUUAAGCCCGGAAUAUUCCUGGCUUUAAAAGGGUUUAAUGAAGAACGACCAGUGAAAUAUGCCAAUUGAUGAAUUUGUUGUUACUGUCAUUGUUAAUGUCAUUUUAAAAAUGUUUGUUUUAUUCUUGAAAACAAGAAAUUAUGGACAUUUAAAUAAUUUUUAAAGAUAAAUAAUGUUUGUAAAUAAUAUAGUAUGAAUUCCUAGAUGGUUUGAUCUAACACAAUAGAAAACUAAUUUCUAUUUUUAAUGCUAAAUUUUACUAUAUAUAUAUUAUAAUCAAGAAUCAUGUUAGAAUUGUAAACUUUUUUCUGUUAUAUAGUGAGAGAGUCCUUAUGUAAAAAAAAUAAAGAAUAAAAUUAAUAAAUAUAAAUUAAAAGUUGUGUUAUUCUACUUUUUAAAAAGUAUUUGACAAUUGAAAAACUAUGUGAUAAUUAGUGUUGGACAAAAGAAAAGUGAACGUUAUGCAAGCCUCUUGUAGACUUAAUAUAAUAUGUAAAAGUACCGUAACUUGAAUUACCAGCCCUGGGGUUACAUUUCACCAACCAAAAUGCAGGGUGAAUGAUGGUUGGCUGUAAAAUCUAAAAUUAGACCCAGCCAUAGCAAAAUAAAGAAAAAAAGAACACAGUAGAUCGACUUGAUUUCCAAAUGUUUCUUUUUUCUUCACUAAUUACACUUUUUCUUAACUAAUUUCUUGUUUACAUGUAAAUUUGUGAAAUAAGAAGACCUUAUAUAUACUGUAUUUAUUUGAAUAAAUACCAUGGCCAUUUAUUGUUGAGAAGGGUUUUUGAGGAGGCGUUUAUUCAAGGGAAGCAUUUAUUCGAGGAGGGCGUUUAUUUUUUUUUGUGUGUAAAAUGGAUACGCAUACACGCAUAAUUGCCAUGAAAAUGUGUUAUUGUGUAACCAUAAAGACUUACUAAUCCCAAGCAGGUUAGAAAAAAUGUAAUUCUGCUGGUAUAGAACAUUAAUAGGAUGCGUUGAGAA
This is a messenger RNA of Anneissia japonica, 3889 nucleotides long. RefSeq lists its product as uncharacterized. NCBI's taxonomy places the organism in Eukaryota, Metazoa, Echinodermata, Crinoidea, Comatulida, Comatulidae. The record is from RefSeq and is a predicted model, not a curated record. The transcript has 7 exons. Bases 110 to 1627 code for a protein of 505 amino acids.